Molecule: messenger RNA, 451 nt
Organism: Oppiella nova
Lineage: Eukaryota; Metazoa; Arthropoda; Arachnida; Sarcoptiformes; Oppiidae
Source: the annotation of a GenBank genome assembly
CUCGUGAAGACCGGUGUCUUCAAAGAGUUGGCGCCUUUCGAUGAGGACUGGUAUUACAUCCGAUCCGCGUCUAUCGCCAGACAUCUGUAUCUGAGAGCACCCGUCGGAGUGGGAUCUUUGACCAAAAUAUACGGCGGAAGAUACCGAAAGGGUGUCCGUCCGUCCCAUUACUGCCGGAGCAGCGCUAACAUCGCCCGAAAGGCUCUCCAAUCACUCGAAGGCGUAAAAUGGGUUGAAAAGGACGCCAACACUGGAGGCCGAAGACUGACGAGUCAAGGGGUCCGCGAUUUGGACAGAAUUGCUGCACAACUGAGGUCUGCCACUAAAGCCAGACUACUGGCAGAGGCCGUCGCCGCCGCCGCCUCACUCCAAACGGCUUGAGAUCAUUGAUACGAUUAUAUGUAAUGUUUUUGAUUCAAUAAAUUUUCAUUAAUUGUGGAAAUGAAUGAUA